UCCUAUGUUACCUGCUUUACAGCGUGAAACCUGUCGGAUCUUCCACCCACGCCACCUCAUCCCUUUCCAACAGAGAAUAUCACGCCAGAUCGCAACCAACACAAUGAGUAACCGAGCUGCAUUCUUAGAGAUCGCGAAGGGUAAAUUCAUCAUUAAUGAUGUAGACAUAGAACAACCUGGAGAGGGUGAAGUUCUCGUCAAAGUUCAUGCAUCAGCUAUCCAACCAGCAGACGCGAAGGUAGCUAAGCUUGCCAUUUUGCCAAUGGAGUAUCCUACUGUUCUUGGGAGCCCUGUGGCUGGUAUUGUCGAAGCUCUGGGCCCCGGUGUUACCAAGAUCAAGGUCGGAGAGAGGAUCGUGUGUGGAACUAAGAUAUUUGUCGCGAAGAAAUCCAAGUAUGGUGGCCAUCAGCGCUUUUCUAUCGUUGAUGAAUCAGAAGUUGUAGAGAUUGGCGAAACGGAUUUUGCGAAAGCAACAACGCUGGGAUCAUACACACCACCAGGUGCCCUAUUCGGCAGCACGACACUGAAUCUACACCGUCCCACAAUUCCGGAAUCCCCACUUCCAGUAACUGAGCAAGGCAAGAAAAUCCUCAUCUGGGGUGGCUCUUCCGCGAUGGGCUCACUGUCCAUAUCGUACGCAAAGCAAGCCGGUUACACAGUCAUUAGUACUUCCUCUCCUCACAACUUCUCACUUUUGAAGUCUCUUGGUGCAGACCAUAUAUUCGACCACAGUGACCCGCAGACCGUGGACCAGAUUCGGAGCCUGUUCCCCAUUGAUUACUGGUUCGACACCAUCUCUCUUCCUUCGACGCUCGCUACUAUUGUCAAGAUUCUUGCGCCAGAGGGUGGGCCUGUAACCAAAGCCAACAUCUUGUUGUUACUCCCACCUUCUAUGCCGGGGAUGCCAAGACUCCCAGAUGGCAUCACGGCACAGAUGCACCGUUUCUCGACGCAUGCGCCGGAGAAUAAAGAUUGGGCUGAGUGGUUGCUGUCUCGAGGAGGAUUCCUUGAGCGCGGAAUCAAGGAAGGGAUUAUCAGAGGCGUACCACCUGAAGUAAUUGGCGGACUCGAGAGUGUUGAAGAGGGUAUCGAGAAGGUGAACACUGGAGUCAGCGGUGUGAAAAUCGUGAUCGACCCUUGGGCAUAGUGAUAAGGAUGAAAUAGACUUAUGAGCUUAAUUCCACAUGUAUAUUUGGUGGCAUAGUGCAGAAUCAAAAGGACUACUGGAGCAAGGACAGAUCAUCCCAGUUACCUUCGUCCUGGUCUCAA
This is a messenger RNA of Aaosphaeria arxii CBS 175.79, 1269 nucleotides long. Its product is annotated as GroES-like protein. The coding region runs from base 104 to 1147 and encodes 347 amino acids. The transcript is spliced from 3 exons. The record is from RefSeq and is a predicted model, not a curated record. Gene Ontology annotation, molecular function: oxidoreductase activity, acting on NAD(P)H. Lineage: Eukaryota; Fungi; Ascomycota; Dothideomycetes; Pleosporales.